GCCCAGCACUCCAGCGGCACCCUUCCUGUCCAGCGCCAAAAGAUAACGGCAACAGGCCCAGCGAUUUCGUCUCGUUGCGAUCCAACAUCGCAAAAGGCGCCUGAUCUGCCUCACACGUGGGAAUGAGGAGGCUACCUGGGCCCUCGUUGGCGAUUCCCCCCUUCAAAGCGCGGCCGCCGAGAGUGCCUCAGGGCGCAUCUCCAGCAUCAUGGCCGCAGCGAUACCGACCUAACAAAGCGGCCUGCCUGUCGACGGCGGCGACGACGAGAUCGACAACAACGCCGCCGCCGUCGCAAGCAAAUUCUUCCGGCCAGAAAUCACAAACACAAACGCAACAGCCAUUUCGCUUCGAGACCGGCGUCUCCCUCUUCGCCAAGCGAGCGCCGCGACCGUUCCCGCCGCCCUUCCUCUCCCCUCCGUCAGGCUCCUUCUCCGAUCCGCUCAGUACCCAUCACCGAAGCCGCGAUCGGCGCGCGAGAGUCGACGGACAGAUCAUUCUCGGACAGACAAACGGAGAUGAUGCGGUGUUCGCCAGCGACAACUUCAUUUGUGCCAACGAUGGUGUUGGUGCUUGGUCAACACGCCCGAGGGGCCAUGCUGGCCUCUGGUCUCGCUUGAUUCUACAUUACUGGGCGACAGCCAUUCAGCAAGAGUUCACCAACCCUCGCGCCGCGGGAGACGUCUACAAGCCCGACCCGGUAGCCUAUCUCCAGACGGCGUAUGAGCAGACUCUGAAAGCGACUUCGGACCCGAACGACUGGCAAGGCACCACGACGGCGAGCGGAGCGCUGCUGCACUACAAGACCCUGCAAGGAGGCAGCGAGAAGGUGCCCCAGGUCUACGUCACCAAUCUCGGCGACUGCCAAGUCAUGAUUCUCCGACCCAGGCACGAAAAGGUCGUCUACAAGACCAAGGAGCAGUGGCACUGGUUCGACUGCCCCCGCCAGCUAGGCACCAACAGCCCCGACACCCCCAACACGGAAGCCGUUUUGGACAUUGUGGAGAUUCAGGUCGGGGAUGUGGUCCUCGCCAUGUCGGACGGCGUCAUCGACAACCUGUGGGAGCACGAGAUUGUCGACAGCAUUCAGAAGAGCAUAGAACGCUGGGAGAAUGGGGAGUGCGGGGGCGACAGAGUCGAGGGCGACCGGACGGGCGGCGCAAACGGGGGCAUGAAGCUCGCUGCCGAGGAGUUGGUCGCGGCCGCGAAGAAGAUUGCGACCGAUCCAUUCGCGGAAAGCCCGUUUAUGGAGCAUGCCAUUGAGGAAGGGCUACCGAGCGUUGGAGGUAACUUAUCGGCUCCGCCAGGCCGUGAUGUUUCACUGAGGCUAACGAAGGAAACAGGCAAACUCGAUGACAUUAGCGUCGUAGCUGCGCUUGUUAGGAAACAGGAUGCAUGAUGAGGAGGGCGAUAUCACGAACUAGGGCAAUCAUGGGAAAUAGAAUUUACGGAAAAGGUCCCGCAGGGGCAGGCUGCAAUUAUUAUGGCAUACGCCCUACCCGAGUCGGGAUGACAGUGGCCAUCUUUUGGGAGGUACUUGGCGUUUGAUUGGCUUUUGAUAUUCACAGGAAUCCAUGGAUAGUGCAGAGUUUGCCGCUAAUUGAACAAAUAUCACCAAGAUCCAGC
Molecule: messenger RNA, 1624 nt
Organism: Colletotrichum scovillei
Lineage: Eukaryota; Fungi; Ascomycota; Sordariomycetes; Glomerellales; Glomerellaceae
Exons: 2
Coding region: 123-1397 (424 amino acids)
Source: RefSeq, a predicted model, not a curated record